Messenger RNA from Castor canadensis (American beaver), 930 nucleotides. RefSeq names its product olfactory receptor 7A10-like. Lineage: Eukaryota; Metazoa; Chordata; Mammalia; Rodentia; Castoridae. Gene Ontology annotation, biological process: G protein-coupled receptor signaling pathway. The record is from RefSeq and is a predicted model, not a curated record. Gene Ontology annotation, molecular function: G protein-coupled receptor activity; olfactory receptor activity. Gene Ontology annotation, cellular component: membrane.
UUACAAAAUCACACACGGAUUUCAGAAUUUCUUCUUCUAGGUCUUUUAGAGGACCCAGAAUUGCAGCCCCUUAUAUUCGGACUGUUCCUGUUCAUGUACCUGGCCACUGUGCUUGGAAACCUGCUCAUCAUCCUGGCCACAAUCUCAGACUCCCACCUGCACACACCCAUGUACUUCUUCCUCUCUAACCUGUCCUUCGUGGACAUCAGCUUCACCUCCACCACCAUCCCAAAGAUGCUGCUGAAUCUCCAGACACAGAACAAAGCUAUUAGCUAUGAAGGCUGUAUCACACAGAUGUACUUUUUCUUGCUUUUUGUGGGGAUGGACAAUUUCCUCCUGGCUGUAAUGGCCUAUGACCGCUUUGUGGCCAUCUGUCAACCACUGCACUACACAGUCAUCAUGAAGUUCCAGCUCUGUGGGUUGCUGGUGCUGGUGUCCUGGAUCACAAGUGUCCUGAAUUCCCUGAUCCAAAGCCUCAUGCUAUUGCAGCUGUCCUUCUGCACAGAUGUGGAAAUCCCACACUUUUUCUGUGAACCUGAUCACUUGGUUCACAUUGCCUGUUCCGACACUUUUCUUAAUAAUAUAGUGAUGAAUUUGAUAGCUGGAAUUCUGGGUGGUGGUUCUCUCACUGGCAUACUUUAUUCUUACUCCAAGAUAGUUUCCUCCACCCAUAAAAUCGCUUCAGCUCAGGGGAAGUACAAAGCAUUCUCCACUUGUGCAUCUCAUCUGUCAGUUGUCCUCUUAUUUUAUUGUACAAUCCUUGGAGUGUACCUCAGCUCUAUUGUGACCCAAAACUCACACUCAACAGCAAGAGCCUCAGUGAUGUACAGUGUGGUCACCCCCAUGCUGAAUCCCUUCAUCUACAGUCUGAGGAAUAAGGACAUGGCAAGGGCCCUUAAACGACUCUUUAGGGAAGUAACCCUGUUUUGA